Messenger RNA from Photinus pyralis (common eastern firefly), 1759 nucleotides. Its product is annotated as adenosine deaminase 2-like. Lineage: Eukaryota; Metazoa; Arthropoda; Insecta; Coleoptera; Lampyridae. Gene Ontology annotation, biological process: adenosine catabolic process; inosine biosynthetic process. Gene Ontology annotation, molecular function: adenosine deaminase activity. The transcript has a single exon. The record is from RefSeq and is a predicted model, not a curated record. The coding region runs from base 139 to 1632 and encodes 497 amino acids.
CGAAAGCUGCGAUUAUCUAAUUUCGUGCAACUAGAAGUAUCCCCAUUAAAUUAUUCAUCGUAAUCUCUCUAUAAAACGGCAGACAAAGACAGCAGACAGCAUCAUUACAAUUCGAGUUGCCACGAGAGUGCUUAAAACAUGCGUUACGGGGUGGUAUUUGUGCUUCUGGUUCUUAGUGUACGAGGUGAUUAUUGGGCUGAUCGAGAUGCUUUCAUUAAGGAAGAGGCGAGUGAAACCGUAGGCGGGUCGAUCAAACUGAGCGAAAAGGAAGAAAAGGUAAAUCGGAUUUUAAUGCAGUAUAAAUUUCGGGAAAUGGACGCCGCUUUCCAAAACUCUCGCAAUUUCGCGCCCGGUCAACAUUUUUUCCAAGCGCGUCGACUAAUUGAAAAGUCGGAAGUGUUUAGGCUAAUCCAAACGAUGCCGAAGGGUGCACUUUUGCACGGUCACGACCUUUGCCUGGUAUCUAGCGAUUAUUUCUACGCUUUGACAUACAAAGAAAAUUUAUACGCGUGCAGCUCGAAUGGAAAUUUAAGAUUAAAGUUUUUUGAAAAUGGCCGUCAGGAUGAUACGUGCAAUUGGAAUCUGUUGAACGUGUUGAGGAUCAUCGACCCUUCAUACGACCGUUGGUUGAGAUCACAAAUUAAUCUCUACACCGCCCAUCCGAAGCAGAGAUAUCCAAACAUUAACGAUGUUUGGGGUACUUUUCAAAAUAUGAUUUUCGCCGUGGUCGACUUACUCACUUACAGACCAGUAUUCGAGGACUACUUUUACCAAGUGCUGAAAGAUCUUUACGAUGAUAACGUGAUGUAUAUGGAAUUUCGCGGAUUUUUACCACGUUUAUACGAACUCAACGGUACAAUCUACCAACCUCUUGAAACAAUUCGCUUUUAUGAAGAUACGAUUGCAAAAUUUAAGCGCGAUCACCCAAGAUUUCUAGGCGCCCGUCUCAUAUACGCUCCCCAUAAGGACGAUAAUGCCACCAUUCAAAGUUCGAUUGCAGUUGCCAAGGCAGCAAGGAAAAAUCAUCCAGAUUUUGUGAUUGGGUUUGAUCUGGUCGGUCAGGAAGAUACGCGUUUUCCAAUUAUCGCCUACCUAAAUGAGUUGAAGGAGCUUCAAGCCAUGGGAAUGGAUUUCUUCUUCCAUGCCGGCGAGACCAAUUGGUUCGAGACCAAGACCGAUUUUAAUUUAAUUGACGCGAUUUUAUUAGGAACCAGGCGUAUCGGACACGGAUACGCCAUCACCAAGCAUCCCAAAGUGAUGAAAAUUGUCAAGGAGCGACAAAUUGCUAUUGAGGUUUGCCCAAUUUCCAACCAGGUGCUUAUGUUAGUUGAUGACAUGCGUAACCAUCCUGCCGCGACGUUAAUGGCCCACGGAUUUCCGAUUGUAAUUAGUAACGACGACCCCACCUUCUGGGGCGCGAAAGGAUUAAGUCACGAUUUCUAUAUGGCUUUUAUGGGUAUUGCUGGAAGGACCGACGAUUUAAGGUUGCUGAAGCAGUUAGCACUCAAUUCGUUAACCUACAGCGCCUUAUCAAAAGACGAAAAGGAUGCAGCUAUAGCCGUCUGGGAAAAGGAAUGGGAAAGUUUUAUUGAUGCGACAAUUAGUAGACACGGAAAUGAAAUACCGCAUUAAUCGGAAUAAACGCUACUGUAUUCUAUUUUUGACUAAGAUGACGUGAUAAAAGAGUAUUUAAUUUAUUUAUUAUCUUUUAAGCUUUAAACAAAUAACAAUGUUUAAUAUACUAUCGAGAACUUUGUAA